AUGCCGGAGCCCUGGGGUUCCAUACCUUUUCAAAGCAUGUUCGAUGAAUAUGAUUAUGGCUCGCUCUCGGCCAUCUGGACAGCAUUUAACGAUCUCAACUCUUAUAGUACUCAGCAACCUUCCUUCACUUGCGCCACGGGAAAUUGCACUUGGCCUCCUCAUGCUUCGUUGGCAGUUUGCAGCGCUUGCAACGACAUAUCAAGUAACUUGAAGAAAUCGACGGGGUACGCCCACCCAACAGACAAAGUUCUUCUUACUGUCCCUUGGUCGAUUACUUAUGCAGUGUAUAAGGACGACGACAGGCGUGCCUAUACCAAGUUCCAGUUACCGACGAUGAAUUUGAACAUUUCCAACUUUGAUAGUGAUUUUGGACAACAGGUCGAGUUUACGGCUCAGGUCACAACGCAGCCCGGAAGCACGCUGUCAUUCCAAGACUCGAAGACUUUGAUCGCCUCUUUCGCCAUGAUGAAAAGAGAUACGACUAAGACAGGUAAUAAGACAGUAGGCGGGGCGACUGCUCUAGAAUGCGCCUUGUCUUUCUGCACAAACAUCUACCGCUCGACCGUUACAAAGGGUAUUCUGAAAGAAGAUCUAAUUGGCUCCUAUACCAUUCGGAAUCUCAACUCAUUCCUAUCCUCACCAGUUGGGGAAGUAAUUGAGGACGAGAAGGUCAAAGUGUAUAACGAGAUGACGAAUUACACCCUUUACUAUUCUGUGGGCUUCGAGAGAACGGAUUUACAGCUUACUAUACCGCCUGACGAUGAUAUUGUUGCGUUGAUAGGAAACAACAGCUUGCGAUUCAACAUAAGUCAGGCCGCCGCCACAACCCUGCCGGGUGCGUUUGUGAGGAAGUUUGCCAGGCGCUCCGGGGACUUAGCCUCGAAGCAGCUCAUCUAUCCGACCUUUGAGACGCUCGAGCCCGAACAGCCCUCAGUAAUCACUACCCUUGGAAAAUCGCAGAAUCUGACAGCCACUUUCGAGAUGGCAGCUCUCGGUUUGACCAAGUGGAUGCGAGAUGUCUCGCUUCUGACAGAUCCUCACGUGGGAACGACAAAGGAGUCAGUGGUUCACAUACGCGUUAGAUGGGGUUUCAUGUCGCUUCCCUAUGGUGCGCUCCUCGUCGGUUGUCUUUUUUGUCUGUUCUCAAUACUCGAGACGAGGAGGCUACGACUCCCAGCCUGGAAGGGAAGCUCACUGGCGGGAUUGGCUCAUGGACUGGAUACAGAGACGAGGGAACAGCUCAGGGGGGCGGAAGAUAUUUCGAUGCAUGCUAGAUACGUCAAGAUCAAAAUGGCCAACUCUACAUCGGGUCCGGAAUUGGUUUCGUCCAGCAACCCUAUACGCACACAGACGCAACUCACCCCAUCAACACCAGAGAGAUGA
Colletotrichum costaricense is the source of this 1383-nucleotide messenger RNA. RefSeq lists its product as uncharacterized. Lineage: Eukaryota; Fungi; Ascomycota; Sordariomycetes; Glomerellales; Glomerellaceae. The record is from RefSeq and is a predicted model, not a curated record. The transcript has a single exon. The coding region runs from base 1 to 1383 and encodes 460 amino acids.